AGAGACACGUGCAGGCGAAUGUGGAUAACGUGAAUCUCUCUACUGGAAAGAUCUCUUAAAUCUUAUCUCUUCAUGCCGUCGUUCAGUUCUGGUGACAUAUCAUUAAAAGCAUAUUAACUACAUGUUUAUAUGCCUUUCAUGCGGAUCCAGAAAAUAUCAAAGGAAUAGUUAAAAUCACAUACAUUCUGUACAGCUGUGUAGUUAAAUCAUCAAUAUGGCCCGUGUGAAGGACAAACACUGGAAACCAAAGGAUAUAUUUCUACUGCCCAACACCUUCAAAAAUGGAGAUUCAUAUCCCAACAAAGGACAUCAGAAGGCAUUAGAAACCGGCGGAUAUGGAAGCUGCAAUGUUGAAGGCGGCUUAGAUCGAUCUUGGACCAUAGACCAACUUGUGGACGAGGUAAGAGGCCAGUUUCCUCGUCACGAGGCUGAACUCGCUAAGACUGGGAUCGAAUUCGCCCAAAUCACCCCGAAUUCCAAGAAGAUCAACGUCCAUGUCCUUGUCAAGGGUGAUACUGUCGCUGAUCUAGAGAAAAGCCAUGGCAGCGGAAUCUUGGUAAUUCUUCAAAAGGCAAGAAAUGCGUCACUAAAAACGGUGCCAAAACAAUCGAAAAGCACGCCUCAUGUCAAGCUGGAGAUCAAGUCCCCGAAGAAGCCACAGAGCCAAAUACGAAUAAAAUCCGAACCAACGUCACAUAACGCUCCGCUUAACCAGGUCCAGUAUGAGUUGGACAUCUUGGCGCAGUCAGGAGGGAUCAAGAUUGCUCAUCUGAAUUGCCAGUCUCUUUGUAACAAGAAAGACGAGCUGAAACUCCUUCUGCUUUGUCGGACAGACAUCGAUGUGAUGACACUGAGCGAGACUUUUAUGAGACCAAACGACUCGAACGGCAGCUUCAGUGUCCCCGGUUACACCAUUUUGGCACGAAAAGAUGGUGUGUCCAAAGACAGCGGUAGGCCCCGCGGUGGUGUUUUGACAUAUGUCAAAGUCAGUUUAGCGAGAUCUGCAAGAAAGUGUUCUGUCGACCUUGAGGAAGGCUUAGAAGCAGUCUGCGUUGACGUUGAGCUUGAUGACGAUGGACCUAGCAAAAGGCUGACGGAUCAGGCCAAUUCCGGUGCAUGUGUGAAGAAGGCUCUUCUUAGAAUUGUCAAUGUGUAUGUGCCGCCAGGAACAAGGGGACAGAUUGUCCUGUUGAAAAAGCUGCAAAGAAGUAUGGAUAUUCUGAGAGGAGCAGAUAAAUGUUGCAAGCCAACAUCUUCCAGAGGAAUUUGUGACAAGAAGCAUUCUUGCAGUUGUAAAACGAGCUAUGUGAUACUUGGCGAUUUCAACUGCGAUCGAAAAACUCUUGCGGAAUGUAAAGUCAUGGGGUCGGUGAUGGGAGAGAAAGUCCAAACGCUCGAUGAACUUGAAAGUAGCCAUCACUUGACACAGUUGAUAAAAGGUUUUACACGGGUUGAUUUGCGGAAAGAAAGAGGUCGGGAUACGUAUAAGAAAACCGAAAGCUUGAUUGACUUGGUGUAUACUGAUGACACAGCCAGUGUCAUAGCGUCCGGGGUGGUUCACAUCGGUAUGAGUGACCACUUUAUGGUGUACUGCGCUUGGGGACGUGAUAGGAAGAAGGGUCUUCGUAAGGCAACCCGGUUUCCGACGCAGGAUGCUGCCUUUCGGCAAUUUUCUACCAAGGUCAAUAGCGACAUCGAUCGACGUGUGUAUGACUUGAUUCGUGAUCGCGACUCUGCUAUCGCAAGGGAAGACUGGGACGAGUACGAGAGACUAAAAGAUGACAUCAAGAUAGCUAAGAAAAAUAACAAAAAAGAUCAGAAGCAAAACGAAAAGGCAAUGAAGACAAAAUGACUUACCUCAAAAAGGAGAUAGUGAUGACCCGAGUCAUAUGGCUCCACAAACUGUAGACACGUGCUAGGUCUGUCGGGAGUUAUCACAAUCAUACUUCUCUCAUGUACUUUUCGGUCUCGCGGACAGAACUCAGUUUAGAAUUGAAAUGAACCCUGCAUGGCUCCGUUUUUCAGAUUUCUUCCAGAGAUCCAAUGGCUGUUUAAACCCUUCUCUUGAAUUAAUAGGCAAAUUUGGGUGGAGGAACUCAUAUCUAUUAAUAUAAUAGUUACGACAUGGGCUGUUUGUUUUCUUCAUUUCUUAGCUGCUGCCCAGUUGUUAAUUAUAUGUUGAAUGUACAUUUAUAUGCAUAUUUUGUUCUCAUUUCUCUAUGUUACUCGUUCUAAUUCUAUCCCUCUGCGCCUCAGAAUAGUUUUAGAUCGAUGGCUCAUAACAAAUACUGUAUUUAUUAUCAUAUUAUUGUUGAUUUCUGUGCCAAGUAUCGUAUUUACACAAUGUAUUUGAUAGAAAACGUUGUUAUGUUGUUGUUGUGUUGUUAGAUAGUGUCAGGGUAAAAGGAAUUAUAUAUGUAUUUAGGAGUAAGCACUACAAUAGAUGGCAAUAAUGAAAACUCAGUGGAAUAGAAAUCAAUUUUAUAUUUUGCUAUAGAUUCAUUGACUUUACGUCAUCUCUCAUUGUUGGGACACUCAUGAGAUUAUACAUGUACAUGCAAAAAUGCGUGAACUAAUUUUACGUGAACCAUUGUGAGUCAUAAAUUACAAGAUUUGAAAUUCAAUAUAUUACAAUUUAUUUGAUAUUUAUUUUAUUUAAUAUUGCGUAUCAAAAAGAUAUAUGUAAAAUAUUCCAUACAUAUCUAACAGAUUAUCACAUUAUUUUCCUAUGUGUACGUACGGAGUGUUUCACUGUAUAGUGUUAAUCCUUAAACAUUAGAGUCGUAUUUUGGUAGCUUUAUUUUGUGGAUGUACAUUUAAUAGAAAUAACCAAAAUGAAAUUUACUUCCAAAAUAAACAUUAUACCUCAAUCAGAUUAAAGAUAGGCUUAUAGGCCUACUGCCCUCUCACGUC
Molecule: messenger RNA, 2913 nt
Organism: Strongylocentrotus purpuratus (purple sea urchin)
Lineage: Eukaryota; Metazoa; Echinodermata; Echinoidea; Camarodonta; Strongylocentrotidae
Exons: 3
Coding region: 215-1852 (545 amino acids)
Source: RefSeq, a predicted model, not a curated record